This is a messenger RNA of Aethalodelphis obliquidens (Pacific white-sided dolphin), 5377 nucleotides long. It is a transcript of the gene CCDC61, whose product is annotated as coiled-coil domain containing 61. The transcript has 14 exons. NCBI's taxonomy places the organism in Eukaryota, Metazoa, Chordata, Mammalia, Artiodactyla, Delphinidae. The record is from RefSeq and is a predicted model, not a curated record. The coding region runs from base 3596 to 5164 and encodes 522 amino acids. Gene Ontology annotation, cellular component: ciliary basal body.
ACAGGGGUAGAGUUGUGAGGCAGAGGGCAGUAUGUGAGGCGGGGGGCGUUUUCUGUUUCGCAGGAGGCUCUUUAAAGGGGGAAGUGUGUAAAGUAGGAGACAGAAGAUGGUAAAAUAUAGAAAUGUCCUUGUAAGAUAGCCUUGCGAUUUAAUGGGAGGUUUUAAGGCAGAGGGUUAUUAUAGAGCAUUGUGGAGUGGUGGAAGUCCCUGCCAUCAGUUAAACCUUUGAUUUGGGUGGAGGGCAGGUGCAGAACAAUAUUGAGAACUCCAAGGAUGAGGGUGUGCUUUGAUGAGGUGUGAAAGCUUAUGAUACACGUAGCGUUUACUGAAGGCUUACUAUGUGCCAGGCACCUACCAAGUGUAUUAUGUGAAUUAACUCUUAAACUUCUUAACCCUACCGGUGGCUAAGAGUGUGGGCUCUGGCGUUGUGUUGCCUGAGCGAGAAUGCUGGCUUUGCCACUGGCUUUGCCACUGGGUGAGUUGUUUAACCCUCUGUGCCUCAGCUUCAUCAUCAGUAGAAUCACUUCCUCUCUUCUCAGUCUGUACCAUUCACCUUGUGGCCUCACCCAGUCUCCUGGCUUCAUAUGCUCUUUAUGUAAUGAUAUUUCCAAGAGUCUAUCUCCAGUCGGGAUAUCUACUCUGAACUCAAGACUCAUAUGUCCAAUGGCUGGCCCUUCUCUACUUGGAAGUCCAGCUGACAUACAGACUUUAAAAACUUGUCCCAAACUAAACUUGGCGUUUUCCCCCUUCAACCUCCAAACCCAGUUGAUGGCAGUCCCGUCCUUCCAGGUACUCAGGACAGAAAUCUUGGAGUUGUCGUUAACUCCUCCCUGUUCUUUCACCCACAUACUGUCAAUCAGCAAAUCUCACAGGCCUGCCUUCAAAACACAUCCAGAAUCCAGCCGUGUCUCACCACCUCCCUUGCUACUGCUCUGGCCUAAGCCAUCACCUGUCCUUACCUGAUGUUUUGCAGUGGGCUCCUCACUGGGUCCCAUGCCUCUGCCCUUGACCCUGCGGUCAAGUUAAUACAGAAGUGAGAUCAUGUUGCUCCCCUGUUCAGACCCUCCCAUGGCUCCCAUCUCACGCAGUAAAAGCCUUUGUCAAGCCUACAAGGCCCCACCUGAUCCAGCUCCCCGCCCCCCCGCCGCUCUCAAAUCCCACCAAUCCCACUUACUCUGCUUCAGCCACCCUGGCCCCCUUGCUGUCCCUCAAUCAUAGCAAAUACAUCCCCACUUGGGGAAUGUACUUGCUGUCCCCUCUGUCUGCAUUGAGUUCCCCCAGAUGCCUUUGUGGCAUCUCCUUCAAGUCUCUGUUCAAAUGUCAACUCCACAGACAGGCCCUCGCUGACCACCCAAACUAAAAUAGCUCCUGCCAUCCUCUGGCCCUUCACCACCUGGCUUUACUUUUCUUCAUAAGGUUUACCAUUACCUGACAUAUGUUAGUGUUUGUUUAUAUCCACUGGGCUUCUUAGACGCCCCUCACUAGAGUGUUGGCUUCAAGUGGAUCUAGAACUCAGCACCUAGAAACGCACAUAGUGCUUAAAAGGUGUUAGUUGUACUGUUCCACCAUUACCACCGUUUCGUGGGGGGUCUCCCUGUGAUAUAGGGCAGGGUUGUUGAGCUGGGAGGGUGUUGGGGUCUAGAUGGGAUCAUAAACUGGGCAGAUUGUGGUGGCCACAGGCAGAAGAUCUCAGCUCUAGUUCGUGCUGGGGGAGCUUAUAGGAAAUGCAGAUUCCUGGGCCCACCUCCAGGAAUUCUGCUUCUGUAGGUUUGGGACCAGGCCCAGGAUGAUGCAUUGUCAUCAGGCUCCUGUGUUGAUGCUGAAGGUCUGCGGCCCUCACUUUGAAAAACAGGUCAGUUCAGAGCUUGGGCUGGAACUCUCAUCAUUCAACUCCUCUUCUGUGGCUGGCCCAGUGCUAGGCCAUGUUGGGGACUCUGCAGUGAUCGAGGCAGCCCUUUACCCAGCCUGGGAGUCAGGGAGGGCUUCCUGCAGGAGGAGACAUUGGAGCUGAGACUUGGAGGAUGACAAGGAGUGAGCUGAGAAGACCUUGCUUGUAUCUCCAGUGCCUUGAACCCUGCCUCCUGGCAUCGAUCAUUAAUUCACAAGCAGCCCCCGAUCUGUGCCAGGCCCCGGGUGCUGAAGAUACAAGAACGAUCAAAAUGGCUGUGCCCUCAUGAGCUUCUGGUCUGGCAACUAGUCAUCAGCUAGUUGCACAGAUGGUAACGGUUGACCAAGUGCCAGGCUCUGUUUGAAGCACCUUGUAUGUAUUGACUAAUUCAAUCCCCACAAUAAUCCUAUGUGAGGUGGGAACUCUUAUUAUCCCCGCUUUACUGAUGGGGAAAGGCCCAGAGAGGGUAAAUGCCUUGCCGGGGGUCACAUCGUGGGUUAGCAUCUGAACCCAGGAGUCCCCAGCCUGCAGCGUGUACCAUGCUUAAGGUGUGAGCCCACAUUUGGAUUUGUGCUGGAAGGAAGAGAGUUAUGGCAGGAAAAGGAAGGUAGUCAGGGAAAGGCAGCUGAGUAAGGAGUAGGGGGAUGAAUGUGCCAGUCCCUCGCGGUAGGAUUCGAGGCAAGAUGCUUCAUCCUCUGUAAAAUGGGGGAUGGUUACAAUACCUACCAGAGAGCAGAGUUAAGGGUGAGUCACUGGUUGGUAGGUGUGCCUAGUCCUUAUCUAAGGCAAAAAGCAUUUGAGGGACACUGGGGGAGGGUGUCUGAUAUCCAGGGGGUGGUGAUGGGCUGCGGUGGGCACUAUGGGGGUCUGGAUUGUGGGGUGUCCUAAAAGGCUUUGGGGUCCAUAUAUUCCAGGGGGAUAAUGUGGAAGGUUUUGAUCUGGAGUGCAGGGCUAAGGGGAAGGGGGUUCCAUCCAGCCCCAAUUCACCCACAUGGUGGGGGGCGGGGCAGUGAGCUGGGGGCUCGGAAGAGUCACUGAGGCCAGGCCACGUGUAUGAAGGUGAAAUGGGGGGUACGCUGUAUUGGAGACUCCAGCUAGGUCAUGGCUGGCGGGAAUAUUUGGUGUGGGGCGUGGUGGUGGCAGAUGGUGGGAAAACAACCAUCGGGUAGGGGCUGCCAGGGGCGGUGAUUUACCCAUGUCUGGUGUAGGACAUGGUGAUGUGGACUUGUUUUGGGGGAGCCCAGCGUGGAGGACUGUCAACUCCGGUCCUGGGGUGAGGGCUGUGAAAUCUGAAAUAUCCGGGGAACAUAAUUCGGGAGGAGGAGCCAGGGGCGGUGGUGUCACACUGGAAAUGGAGAGGGGGUCACCUUAGUGAAAGAUGAGAGGGCUGGGGGUUGGAAAACUGAGUGUGUGUACACGCGCGUGUGCACUGAAGCCAUGAUGUCAUAAGGCCGGAGAAAUGGUGUCAGGUGUGAGGACCAGAGUGGGGCGCUGGGGAGUCCAGCCGGAGUGCACUAGGUGGAAGUGCUGACGUCGCGGGUUGGUAGGGGCGGGGCCUCAAAGGCACAGCACCCCGGCUGGGUUGCAGAGGUCACUAAGCUGAGGCGAAGAGGAGCUGGGAGAGACGUGAGACUGGAACAAAACCAGCGACCAGGAUGGGCCACUGGUCGGCGGUCACGGGCCACUGGUUGGAGUCACAGAGCAAGGAUGGAGGAUGCAGCGACACUGGCCAUGGACCAGCCAGCUGGCCUGCAGGUGGACUACGUCUUCCGGGGUGUGGAGCAUGCCGUGCGGGUGAUGGUGUCUGGGCAGGUGCUAGAGCUGGAGGUGGAGGACCGGAUGACGGCCGACCAGUGGCGGGCCGAAUUCGAUGCCAGCUUCAUCGAAGAUUUGACUCACAAGACAGGGAACUUCAAACAGUUCAACAUCUUCUGUAACAUGCUGGAGUCGGCCCUCACCCAGAGCAGUGAGUCGGUUACCCUUGACCUGCUGACCUACACAGAUCUGGAGUCCCUGCGGAACCGAAAGAUGGGGGGCCGCCCAGGCCCCUUGGCCUCAAGAUCGGCCCAGCUCAACUCCAAGCGCUACCUGAUCCUCAUCUACUCUGUGGAGUUUGACAGGAUUCACUACCCGCUGCCCCUCCCGUACCAGGGCAAACCAGACCCUGUGGUCCUGCGGGGCAUCAUUCGCUCACUAAAGGAGGAGCUGAGCCGCCUUCGAGGGCUGGAUGGCCAGGACACUCGGGACAGCCGGGAAACUGAGAUCUGGCAUCUGCGGGAGCAGGUGUCGCGCUUGUCGGCUGAGAAGCGCGAGCUGGAGGCCCAGCUGGGCAGAUCGCGCGAGGAGGCGCUGGCCGGGCGGGCGGCGCGCCAGGAGGUCGAGGCGCUGCGCGGGCUCGUGCGCGGCCUGGAGCUGGAGCUGCGGCAGGAGCGCGGCCUCGGGCACCGCGGGUCCGGCCGCCGAAGCCAGGAUUGCCGCCGCCUGGCCAAGGAGCUAGAGGAGGUGAAGGCGUCGGAGCGGAGCCUGCGUGCCCGGCUGAAGACGCUGAACACCGAGCUGGCCAUGUACAAGAGGGGGAGACGGACUACACCGGUGGUGCCGCCCUCGGCCCGGGAAGAUCGGGCUUCGACGUCUCGGGAGCGCUCCACGUCGCGUGGCCGUGGCGCUGCCCGCUCCUCAUCCCGGGAGAGCGACCGCGGGGGCCGGGGUCAAGGCCGCCCUGGCCGCCCCUCGCCCUCGCCCACAGGUGGUCGCGUGCCCCGUUUCGACCCAACAGCCUUUGUGAAAGCCAAGGAGAAGAAGCAGAGAGCGAUCAAGAUGAAGCAGCAGCAGCAGCGAAACCGAUUGGGCAGCGGAGGAAGCGGGGACCGUCCAUCCACCUCCUGGUCUCGCCAAACUCGGCCCCCCGCAGCCGUGACCGGUCGAGGAGACGCGGCUAACCGCUCCCGAAACCGCAGCUCCUCGGUGGACAGUUUCCGCAGCCGCUACUCGUCCGCCAGCUCCUGCAGCGAGUUCGAGGAUUUCUCUGAAUCCCUCCCUAGAGGCGUUCGUCGCCGGGGGAAGCCGCCCAGCCCCACCACUUGGAGGGGGUCCAAUACGCAGCAGAAGCCUAGCCCCCUGGAACGCGGCCGCCAUCAGAGACGCCUGGCGGACUCGGGGGGCUGGGUCCCCAUCAAAGAGUACAGCUCGGACCACCAGGCAGCUGACAUGGCCGAAAUCGACGCCCGCCUGAAGGCCUUGCAGGAAUACAUGAACAGACUGGACGUGCACUCGUGACCUCAGAGAGAGACUACUGCCCCUCCAAUGGAUUCGGAUGGAUUCGGCGUGAGGGGUGGGGCUGGUGUGUCCUGGCCCCGCCCAGGCCCCGCUCCUCCUGGUGCUGUUGGGGUCUCAGGUGUGUGAGGCCCCAAUCCCUACGUCUCCCGCAGGCAUUGCAUUCUGGGAGGGAGGGUAAGUGUGUUUUGUAAAUAAACAUAUGUGCCCUUGGGA